GACGGGGCGGGCCGAGGGAGCGGCGCCGUGGGGUUGGCUGCUGCCCUGAGGCCGGACUCAACGGAUCCGGGCCGCGCCACCGGGCGAGCUCGCCGCCCGGCCCCAGCCCGGAGCCAGCGAGUGAGCGAGGCGGUGCCGCGCGGUUUGAUUGUAAAUGCAUCACCAAGAGGCAGCCCAGAAUGAAGAAAGCAAACAGGAGUGUUGGCUCAGUGCCUAAGGUGUCUGGGAUAAGCAAACCACAAACAGUAGAAAAAAGCAAGCUUGAAAACAGCUCUGCAGCACCCACAGGAGGCAAACCUGUGAAGCCUGCAGCAUCUUUGUUGAAGACCAAGAGCAAUGAUGACCUUUUAGCUGGGAUGGCUGGAGGAGUGAGUGUGACGAAUGGUGUGAAGGCAAAGAAGAGCACCUCUUCAUCCGCAGCGCCUUCAGCACCCGCCCCGGCCAUGACCGCCGCGGAGAGCAAGCCCAAGAUUAGCGCAGGCACUAGUUCCUCAGCCAAACGGAGUACUUCAGCCGGUAAUAAAGAAUCCAGUUCUACCAGAGAAAGAUUACGUGAACGUGAACGCACAAGGCUAAACCAGAGCAAAAAACUGCCUUCUGUAAGUCAGGGAGCUAAUGAUGUGGCAUUGGCCAAACGUUCUCGCAGCCGCACUGCUGCCGAGGGUGAUAUCCGAAUGAGCAAGUCCAAGUCGGACAAUCAGAUCAGUGACAAAGCAGCCUUGGAAGCCAAGGUGAAAGAUCUCCUCACGCUGGCAAAAACCAAGGACGUGGAGAUUCUGCAUUUGAGAAACGAACUCCGAGACAUGCGUGCUCAGCUGGGCAUCAACGAGGACCCUUGUGAAGGCGAUGAGAAGUCUGAAGAGAAGGAAACCAUUAUUGCUCACCAGCCAACUGACGUGGAGUCCACUUUACUGCAACUGCAGGAACAGAAUACAGCCAUCCGAGAGGAGCUCAAUCAGCUGAAAAAUGAAAACAGAAUGCUAAAGGACAGGCUGAAUGCAUUGGGCUUUUCCCUAGAGCAGAGACUGGACAAUCCUGAAAAACUAUUUGGCUAUCAGUCCCUGAGUCCAGAGAUCACCGCUGGCAACCAGAGCGAUGGCGGAGGAACUCUGACAUCCUCAGUGGAAGGGUCUGCCCCCGGGUCAGUAGAAGAUCUCCUGAGUCAGGAUGAAAAUACACUCAUGGACCACCAGCACAGUAACUCUAUGGACAACCUGGACAGUGAGUGCAGCGAGGUGUACCAGCCCCUCACUUCAAGUGAUGAUGCUCUGGAUGCCCCCUCGUCUUCAGAGUCAGAGGGCAUCCCAAGCAUAGAGCGCUCUCGGAAGGGGAGCAGUGGGAAUGCGAGCGAGGUCUCGGUUGCUUGCCUGACAGAACGGAUUCACCAGAUGGAAGAGAACCAGCACAGUACCAGUGAGGAGCUUCAGGCAACCCUGCAAGAACUAGCAGAUCUCCAGCAGAUCACCCAGGAACUCAACAGUGAGAACGAGAGGCUGGGAGAGGAGAAGGCCAUUCUGAUGGAGUCGCUGUGUCAGCAGAGUGAUAAGUUGGAACUCUUUGGCCGGCAGAUUGAAUAUUUCCGCUCCCUUCUAGAUGAGCAUCACAUUUCUUACGUCAUAGAUGAAGACGUAAAGAGCGGGCGCUACAUGGAACUGGAGCAGCGGUACAUGGAUUUGGCUGAGAACGCCCGCUUCGAGCGAGAGCAGCUCCUCGGUGUCCAGCAGCAUCUAAGCAACACUCUGAAGAUGGCAGAGCAAGACAACAAGGAAGCUCAAGAGAUGAUCGGUGCGCUCAAGGAGCGCAGCCACCACAUGGAGCGCAUUAUUGAGUCUGAGCAGAAGGGCAAAGCAGCCCUGGCAGCCACACUGGAGGAGUACAAAGCCACCGUGGCCAGUGACCAGAUCGAGAUGAAUCGCCUGAAGGCCCAGCUGGAGAAUGAAAAGCAGAAAGUGACCGAGCUGUAUUCCAUCCAUAACUCCGGAGACAAAUCUGAUAUCCAGGACCUCCUGGAGAGCGUGAGGUUGGACAAGGAAAAGGCAGAGACUUUGGCCAGUAGCCUGCAGGAAGAUCUGGCUCAUACCCGGAACGAUGCCAAUCGGUUACAGGACACCAUUGCCAAGGUAGAAGAUGAGUAUCGAGCUUUCCAGGAAGAAGCCAAGAAGCAGAUUGAAGAUUUGAAUAUGACAUUGGAGAAAUUAAGAUCAGAGCUGGAGGAAAAGGAGACAGAAAGGAGUGACAUGAAGGAAACGAUCUUCGAACUUGAAGAUGAAGUAGAACAGCAUCGAGCCGUGAAGCUUCAUGACAACCUCAUUAUCUCUGACUUAGAGAAUACUGUUAAAAAGCUCCAAGACCAAAAGCAUGACAUGGAAAGAGAAAUCAAGACACUUCACAGGAGACUGCGGGAAGAAUCUGCAGAAUGGCGACAGUUUCAGGCUGAUCUUCAAACUGCAGUGGUCAUUGCAAAUGACAUCAAAUCCGAAGCCCAAGAAGAGAUUGGUGACCUAAAGCGGCGAUUACACGAGGCUCAGGAGAAAAACGAGAAACUCACAAAAGAAUUGGAAGAAAUAAAGUCACGCAAGCAAGAGGAGGAGCGAGGUCGGGUCUAUAACUACAUGAAUGCAGUUGAAAGAGAUUUGGCAGCCUUGCGGCAAGGGAUGGGACUGAGCAGAAGGUCCUCAACUUCCUCAGAGCCAACUCCCACAGUAAAAACCCUCAUCAAGUCCUUCGACAGUGCAUCUCAAGUACCAAAUGCUGCUGCAGCUGCAAUUCCUCGAACGCCUCUGAGUCCAAGUCCCAUGAAAACCCCUCCUGCAGCUGCUGUUUCCCCCAUGCAGAGACAUUCCAUAAGUGGACCAAUCUCAACAUCCAAGCCUCUGACAGCCCUGUCAGAUAAGAGAUCAAACUAUGGAGAAAUUCCUGUGCAAGAGCAUCUACUGAGAACAUCUUCAACUAGCCGACCUGCUUCUCUCCCCAGAGUCCCUGCUAUGGAAAGUGCCAAGACCAUCUCAGUGUCUCGACGAAGUAGUGAGGAAAUGAAACGGGACAUCUCUGCAUCUGAGGGAGCGUCGCCAGCCUCUCUCAUGGCUAUGGGCACCACGUCACCACAGCUCUCCCUGUCUUCCUCGCCCACGGCAUCAGUCACUCCAAGCACCCGGAGCCGAAUAAGGGAGGAACGGAAAGACCCCCUCUCAGCUUUGGCAAGAGAAUAUGGAGGAUCUAAGAGGAACGCCUUGUUGAAGUGGUGUCAGAAGAAGACAGAAGGCUAUCAGAAUAUCGACAUCACCAACUUCAGCAGCAGCUGGAACGAUGGGCUGGCUUUCUGUGCUCUGCUUCACACCUACCUCCCAGCCCACAUACCCUAUCAAGAGCUGAACAGCCAAGACAAGAAAAGGAACUUCACCCUGGCUUUCCAGGCAGCUGAAAGUGUUGGAAUCAAAUCCACCCUGGACAUUAAUGAGAUGGCACGCACCGAACGACCGGACUGGCAGAACGUAAUGCUGUAUGUCACAGCCAUCUACAAAUACUUUGAAACCUGAGCACACGGGAGGAGCUGCUGCUACCAACUAGGGACCUCUGCGGUCACCCAGUGACACCAUUAGCUAGAACCCCUAAAGCUUUCAGCGACUCUGGGCCUCCCUGCAGGGAGUAUGCCCAGCUCUAGGCCUCUGCCUUGGAACUGGACCUGCAGACCAGAGCUCUUCUAUGUGGCCAUCCUCAGGAGCAGGAAGCACAGCACACAGCCAGCUUACUUCCAGAGACGUCAAGCUCCAUCGGGGCCCUGAAGUGUAAAAGCAGGAAGGCUUGUGCCCAGCUCGCCUUGGGAAAUGGGAUAAAUUGUGGAAGCCAGGGGUUAGUGGACGCUUUAGCCAUUGUGCUUCUUGACUGUCAUCCAUGUACUUUGAUUCCCAGUGCUGGGACAGAGCUGGCCUUGGUCCCUUUGUGUAGGCCUGGGUUCUAGGAAUGUGUCAGAGAAGAGGGUUGUUAUCCUUUCCAUGUGACAGGGCUGUCCUAACCUCUACGGUUUAACUUAGGAGUCUCAAAAACCCAGCUUCCAGGCCCACAGCUAGCUGAGUCUACACUGCCACCAAGCAGACUUUUGUCAGCAAGAAGCAGGUGGCACAUGUGGUGGGUGCUUAGCCACUUGCCUCUGGCCCCAGGGAAAAGACCAGUCACAACAAGUUCUCCUAGUCAAAGUUGUUUUAUUACAAGCAAUAUUGGGAAAAUAGCUCCUAUUUUGUUAGUACCAAAGUUAUUUCUUUCAGUAAGCAUACAAAUAAAACACAAAAUGUGGGUGUUAGCAUGGCAAGGGUGAGGAUUCAUGCUGUAGGGAAAGGAGAAGGCGCUUUGAGAAGCUGAAGAUUCAAAUCACUGAUGGCUGCCCCUCCAGGGCAGGAGUUAAGACAGUGCCUUAGCCCUGCAUCAGGCAGCCGAGCCCACACCUUCAUGAGAUUCCUGCAUGUUGGUGGGGACUCUGUGGUAGAGAUGGCUCCACACUGUGCCUGGGGUAAGCGGCCUACAUCACGAGCCAAGGCCUUACUCAAUUCUAUUGAUUUCUGCCUGGAAUUUAGCAGUCCCACUUCAGGAAUAGGAAACCCUUAUCUCACGUGCCUGACACAGAAGCUGCUGUUUGAACAAUGUCAAGACCUGUUAUUUCUGGGAUACACUCAUUUCACCUGCAAGACACCACGGAGAAGACCAGCCAUUAGUAGAAAUGGGGCCACAGCCUCAGUAACUAGAGGCUUGCCCGGUUUGAACACGGACUGAGUGAAGUUCUGUCUUCAAGCAUAAUGCUUUAUACUGGGACCUGGGUGUGUCUAUGGAACCUAGAGAAGAAAGUAGUUAUUAGGAAGUGGGCUGUGUCUGCAUGUGUUGCAUAGACGGUCAGUCUCUCUCAUCCAUCCUGCCUAAAUGUCCGAAUCUGGCAGCUCACGCUGCACAGUGUACCAGAAGACCCCUAUUAUUCUGGCUGUCCUGAUGCCUCUCCGGUCCUCCUUGGCCCAAUUCUGUUCUUGCUCUUGUUCUGUUGACAAAGACCUGUCAGGGUGACUGACCGUCCAUGUGAGAGUCACCGUUUCCACACGAGUCUCCACUGAUUCUCUGGGCUUCCAGUGCAUACUGUCAUUGCCUUCACUGAGGCCUGUCCACUGUGCACCAGGGUGUUUGAUCUGAGGCCAGGCUUUAUUUAUUGCGUCGUGAAGAAGGGUUGUCUUGUUAAAGAGACUUUCCUGAGCUUGCAGUUCACAAGUUGUGUCCCUCACUGGCUGUAUGAGCCUAGCCUCACGUCAGAGUAGAAAUCACCAGAGUUUUCUGAAAGUAUUUGCAGUAAGUUGGCUGCUGCUGAAGGGGCUUGUCCAUAUAGAGAUAACGUUUCUGUUCUGGAAUCUGUGGACGUGGGAUAGGCCUAGAGCCAGUAGCGGGGAUAGAUGGUGUGCUAGGGGCCCCUUCCCCCAGACUCUGGCACCCAUCAGAGCCAGGGCCAGGCUGCCCACAUUUGUGUGAGGGUCCAAAAGUCUACAAGUAACUCCAGACCAUUGCUUUUUGCCUUCUGAUAGACCCUUAAAAGAGCACUGUUGGCUCUGUGGACAAGCUUGUAGAUGGCCAUGUGCUUUUAAAAGUAGUAUUUGGGAGUUGGGAGAACACCUGUCUACAAUGCUCAAGGCCUGGGUUGAUCCCCAACACCACAUAAACCUGUAAUUCCAGUACUUGGGAAGUGGAGACGGGAAGAUCAGGAGUCCCGAGUUAUUGUCGAUUAUAUGAUGAGUUUGAUGCCAGCCUUGGCAUGUAAGGUCCUCUCCCCCCAAAAGGUGGUAUUUGGAGGUUCUCUUAUUCUAGGACUGCUUCCUCCAAGAUGCAAGCUUGCCCGCCUCUCUUCCCGAAAGCACAAGCUUCACUACAAAGGGCCAGUUACCGUUCUACUUCCUUUGUCACGGGCUUCUGCUGAUGAAUGAUACUCUGUCAUUUUGUUCUAGUAAAUACUCUUGAAUGUA
This is a messenger RNA of Mesocricetus auratus (golden hamster), 5987 nucleotides long. RefSeq names its product sperm antigen with calponin homology and coiled-coil domains 1 like (gene Specc1l). Gene Ontology annotation, cellular component: filamentous actin; microtubule organizing center. Gene Ontology annotation, molecular function: protein binding. NCBI's taxonomy places the organism in Eukaryota, Metazoa, Chordata, Mammalia, Rodentia, Cricetidae. The transcript has 16 exons. The record is from RefSeq and is a predicted model, not a curated record. Gene Ontology annotation, biological process: actin cytoskeleton organization. Bases 180 to 3536 code for a protein of 1118 amino acids.